UCUCGUUCCAGACUUCUGCAACUUUUUCAAUUCAUAGAUAACCAAGAAGCGACCCAACCGCUGCUUCCGGUUGUCGCUGUUGUUGUGCAAUCUGGUAGAAUAGCGCGUAGUUUUUGUGCAAUUUCACUUGGUUGGGAAACCAAGUGACGUAUUCACCUAGUUAGUGAUAUUUAUAGAGUUGUAAACUAUCCAGAAGGACUUAUUUUUAAACAGAGAGAGUGCGCACAGUAUCGCAGACAGAAGGAAAACUUUGCACUACUUACAUCUAAGGAGAGCAACGAGGACUCGCAACAAGUUUAAGCACGAGUUAACAACUCCAAAUCCUGAUUUAUAACCCUAAGAGGACUCGGGGGUAUAUAAAUCAGGUUUAUCACUAAAAGUGCCAAAUACCAAAGACAUUGUAAAUAUUGUACAGAUAUUAUAAAAGACAUUGUAAAUAUGGACGCUACUGUGAUGGAAAGUUCUCAGGGACCAAUAAACACACCCAGUGUUUGGGGUAAGACCUCCUCCCCGUGGGGAACAGCAACCACACCUACUAUCUGCUCACUUGAGGAAGUCAUGAGUGAAGAGUUAGCUCACGAGUUACAGGAAAGGGACGAAGAGGACGUUAGUAAGAGGGUCAUCAAUGUUCAGUCUGAGGCGGCCAGUGAGCCAGUCCCAGACCUGUCAGCUAUAUUACCAGAGCCAGGAAGUGAGACAAAUGAAGACAGUGACUUUUUAUUGGCACAGUUACUCCAGUUAGAAUACGACAAGGAACACGAUUUAAUGCUGUCCAAGGAAGAAGCCAAGUUGAAUGGCCAGAGUAAAGUGUCUUUGUCUUUCUCCAACUAUCGCACAGUUCACCCGUAUGUGGAGGAAGACAGUGACAGCGAGGAUGACGACCUAACGUGGGUGACCAAUGUCUACAAAGAUGAACCCGUGCCUAAUUUCAACAAGGCUGGUUACUCUGGUAAAGGGAAGAAUAUUACAACCAAGCAUGACCCUGUUAUUUGUGGAAAGAGAAAUGUAUCCAAGAUGGAGAAG
Lingula anatina is the source of this 1023-nucleotide messenger RNA. RefSeq names its product serine/threonine-protein kinase RIO3. NCBI's taxonomy places the organism in Eukaryota, Metazoa, Brachiopoda, Lingulata, Lingulida, Lingulidae. Gene Ontology annotation, molecular function: ATP binding; protein serine/threonine kinase activity. Gene Ontology annotation, biological process: protein phosphorylation. The record is from RefSeq and is a predicted model, not a curated record.